AUGUGUGGGUGCACACUGUACGACUCCCCAACAUGCGGGCAUUCCUGGAUCUCCAUGAGCCAGCCUUGCGGGUUCCUCUCAGAUCUCCUCAAUUGUCCCUAUCGACAAACAUACCAGACCUUGAUCGCACCACACUACACUUGUCCUAUGUGCAACGGUGGUUUCGCAGAUCAAGAAACGAUGGAGAUGGUUCAAGGACCGUGGGGAUGCAAUCAGAUGAUCCGAUAUCACGUCGGUGGCAAAUUUGCGAUUCCUGGGCAAUGGGGUAACGCGCCAUUGAUGUCAAGCGGCUGGGGCGGGCCUGCCAUGACUUCUGGUGCUGUGGUGCAUACGAAUGGUUUCACGUACGACCACAGACUCACAGGGCCAUAUGGGCCUCGUCCAAUGAUAACCAAUCCUCCAAUGAUUGCUGGUGGACCAAUGAUUUGCGGCGACUACGGCGCUUUCGACGAUGACUACGACGAUGACUUUGGUUGGGGUUUCGACGAUAGGAGGCGGAGGAGGAGCAAACACAAGAGCCACUACAAGUAUCGAUACUCCACCAAACCUGUGACGAAUUGCACGGUCAUGUAA
Messenger RNA from Cucurbitaria berberidis CBS 394.84, 573 nucleotides. RefSeq lists its product as uncharacterized. The transcript has a single exon. The record is from RefSeq and is a predicted model, not a curated record. The coding region runs from base 1 to 573 and encodes 190 amino acids. Lineage: Eukaryota; Fungi; Ascomycota; Dothideomycetes; Pleosporales; Cucurbitariaceae.